Ornithodoros turicata is the source of this 2783-nucleotide messenger RNA. Its product is annotated as probable ATP-dependent RNA helicase DDX43. The transcript has 19 exons. Bases 180 to 2225 code for a protein of 681 amino acids. NCBI's taxonomy places the organism in Eukaryota, Metazoa, Arthropoda, Arachnida, Ixodida, Argasidae. Gene Ontology annotation, molecular function: RNA helicase activity; RNA binding; ATP binding. The record is from RefSeq and is a predicted model, not a curated record.
UGCUGCUGUUCGAAGCUUGCGUGCUGAUUUUUAGUGAUGCCGCUGUAUUGAAUUGUUUUACGGAAUGGCACCAGUUUAGAUUGGUAACAUCACUUGCAAAGAAAGACAACAAAACGAAUUCAUCAACCGAAUAGACGCCCUUUGAACACCUGUCGGAAUAUAGGUAGCUACAACCUGGGAUGCCGUGGCAAGGAAGCAGCGUGCAGACCCCAGUCCAGUACGAAGAGGACAUCUGGGUUGAAGAGCCAUACACGCCUCCUGUUCGAAGUGCCGUCUAUUCUCGAAGCGGCUUUUCACGCAACAACGACUCCUACGAACAACAGCAGAAUGGCACCUUCGGCCACCGUAACUUCCCUGAUGGAAGCAUCGGAAGAGGAAGGAGCCGCGGCGGACGCGGACGCUCCGAGGGCGUCACGGACUGGAGGAGAAGCGAGCCCCGCGAAAAUGAGAACAAUGACCUGACCAUCUUCCCAGUGCCUAGCAAAGACGUCGGGAGGAUUAUUGGCAAAGGCGGCUCAAAGAUCCGAGAGUUGGAAGAAGCGAGUGGAGCUCGGAUCCGAGUGAUGCGAGACGAUGAAGAUGGUGCAAGUGACGAUCCUUAUGAGGCCAGGGUCCAGCUGAGAGGGUCCUCGGAAGCUAGAGAGAAGGCCAAGCAGAUAAUCGAGGACUUCAUUAGCCCCACAAGUUCAGCUAAAGACAGCCAAGCCAAGAGUAGCCAACCGGAACCUGCACCAUUCGUAGACUGGGCCAAACUGCUGGCUGACAGCGACCGGCAGCGAGAGGAAAGGUGGAAAGCAUUGCCUCCCAUCAUCAAAAACUUCUAUAACGAACACGACGAUGUGCGCAACAUGAGCAGGGAAGAGGUUGCACGCUUCAGGAUGGAGAACAACAACAUAGUAGUCACAUCUCUGGAAGAAGACGAUGAACGUCCGUUUUCCAACCCCGUCCAAACCUUUGAACAGGCUUUUGGAGAUCAUCCUGAUAUACUGGACGAAAUCUACAAGAACAAGUUUGAAAAACCAUCCCCCAUACAGAGCCAGGCCUGGCCCGUGCUGCUUCAAGGGCAUGACUUAAUUGGCAUUGCUCAGACUGGCACGGGAAAGACGUUGGCUUUUCUGCUGCCCGCAUUCAUACACAUCGACAGGCAACCCGUGCCGAGGGCCGAACGAACGGGCCCUUCCUGCUUGGUGCUCGCGCCCACACGUGAGCUGGCUCAGCAAAUUGAGCGAGAGGCCAAGAAGUACAACUACCGAGGUAUUAAAUGCGUCUGCGUGUACGGUGGUGGAAGCAGACGCGAGCAGAUUCAGAUCAUCAACAAGGGGGUCGAAAUUGUGAUCGCCACACCUGGUCGGCUCAACGACCUCGUCAUGAAUAACAUCAUCGAUCUAAACUACGUCACGUAUCUGAUCUUGGACGAAGCAGACCGCAUGCUGGACAUGGGGUUUGAACCACAGAUCAAGAAGGUCCUGUUGGACAUCCGUCCAGACCGGCAGACUGUCAUGACCAGCGCCACCUGGCCUGAAGGUGUGAGGAGGCUGGCACGGCAGUACAUGAGCAAUCCCUUCCAGGUUUUCAUCGGAUCACUCGACCUUGCAGCCGUCCACACCGUGAGCCAGAGGGUUUUGCUCAUUGACGACAGCGAGAAGCGGGACAAGCUCCUCGAGUUUGUUCAGACAAUGCAGCCAGAUGACAAGGUCAUAGUGUUCUUGGACAAGAAAGCGAUGGUUGAUCACUUGGCAAGCGACUUCAUUUUGGCCGGCAUCGAGUGUCAGUCCAUUCACGGAGACAGGGAACAGUGUGAUCGUGAACAAGCCCUGGAGGAUCUUCGAACUGGGGCAGUACGCAUCCUCAUUGCAACCGACGUGGCUGCGAGAGGUCUAGACAUAAAGGAUAUUACGCAUAUCUACAAUUACGACUUUCCUAGGAAUAUAGAAGAGUACGUUCACAGGGUCGGACGGACGGGACGUGCAGGACGAAGCGGGGAGUCAAUAACCCUCAUCACGCGGGAGAACUGGCGACAGGCCAGAGAACUCAUCAGCAUCCUCGAAGAAGCGAAUCAAGAGGUCCCCGAGGGUCUCUACUCAAUGGCCGAACGGUACGACGCCUGGAAGAAGCGCAGGGAUGAGGAAAGGCCCAUGCGCGGCGACCGUGACAGGAACGGCUGGGGAGGCGGCGGAGGAGGUUUUCGGCGCGGCGGAGGGGGUCGUUCGAACAACCGCUGGUGAAUGGAUACCAAAGAUGCUUUGUGUAUAGAUUUUUUCUUCCUUUUUUUUUUCUUUAUGUUAAGAGACUUUCAUUCCAGAAGGCUGGUGCAGAUAGCAAGUUUUUCUGCAGUCAUCAGUGUUGUUACAUUGAGUUUGUUGUUUUAUAUUGAUCUGUAUUGUCUAGGAUGGAACAGGUACGUUAUAUGUAGGAUGAAAACAUAGCCAACAAGUUUACCUCUGACCUAUGGGACAGCCUUCAUCUUGUACAGGGUGUUUUGUUUACGUUGUGUAUUAGAAGUUUGCGGUGUGCUCUCCAUUUCAUCGGACGUUGACUGUGUUUUUGGUAACUUUAACGAGCUCUGCGAAUGCACGAUGAACAUUCGCUCAAACUGGGCAUCGCUACACGUGUGCAUUUGUAAUAAGGCAUGUUUUUGGGGAUAUGGGAUGUGUGGGGAGCUAGAAACUCAUUCCACUGUACCAAUACCUUUGAGCAUCUGUGGUCAGGUCACAUGUUUCUAAUGUGCAGAAUCUCAUACGAGGCCAUUUUUUGUACCAAAAUAAAACUUCCUUCGAAAAUGC